AUAUUGUAUCAUUGUGCGCGCUUGUGGAAGAGAAGCAUCAUGGUUUUGAAAUUACUGUGUAUGUUGUAUAGUGUUGGAUAUUGCGUUCUUGGACAAUACGUGUAUGAUUAUAACAAUGACACAUAUGAUACUACGUCGUAUACGUAUGAUGACGUUAACGACACAAACCAGUUUUAUUAUGACUAUUAUGAUGAUGAUUCAAGCAGUGGAAAACUUGGAUGUUUCAAAUGUUUCAACUGCACCGAUCCUUUUGAUCCUACAACAGCUGAAAGAGUGAUGUGCAAACAUUCAUGUUUAACGCAUUAUCUACAUGAUAUCACUGAAGGUAAGAGCGUUUUUCGAAGAUGUGGUAUUACCAAGGAAGAUGGAUGCGAGAAGGAUUCACGUGGUGCAUUGUGGUGUCAUUGUACCAGUCAGUACUGCAAUAGAGCCGAAAAUGUAAAGAUGCAAGCUCUGAUGUCUUUCACUGUUUCAGCGUUUCUAGCAGCUGCAAAGAAAUACUUGUUUUGAAACAUGUGUUUACUAUUCAUAUCCUGUAAUAAAAUGAUGUGAAAAUUACACAGAAAUCGUAAAAAUACAACACAUGGAGUACAAGACCAAAUGUUCUUCUAGUUAAAGUAACAUUAAGUCCAUUAAAGUGAAAUCGGUCUGUGUACUGGUAGAAAUUAAAGUUACUUGACAUUUGCCA
Messenger RNA from Ruditapes philippinarum (Manila clam), 688 nucleotides. RefSeq lists its product as uncharacterized. Bases 40 to 510 code for a protein of 156 amino acids. The transcript is spliced from 3 exons. Lineage: Eukaryota; Metazoa; Mollusca; Bivalvia; Venerida; Veneridae. The record is from RefSeq and is a predicted model, not a curated record.